Messenger RNA from Rotaria sordida, 858 nucleotides. The record is from the annotation of a GenBank genome assembly. Lineage: Eukaryota; Metazoa; Rotifera; Eurotatoria; Philodinida; Philodinidae.
AUGUUGCAAAACUUCGAUUUAAAAUCUACACUCACUAUAUUUUUGGACAAAAAAAAAAUACAACAAACUCUAUUUAUCUUUAAGGUUAAAAUUGAUCAACAAGUACUUGAUAAUCAAAUACGUCCAUUUAAUGUUUUUCUUCAUCAUUUACUUGAACAGUUAGAACAAAUUGAUGAGUAUCAUUAUUUUGCAAAUCCAGUUGAUGAAACUGAAGUUCCAACUUAUUAUAAAUUUAUAACACAUCCAAUGGAUUUUUUAACAAUAAAGAAAAAAAUUGAUCGAGAUGAAUAUAAUAAUUUAGAUCAAUUUGAAAAUGAUUUUGGUUUAAUUGUUAAAAAUUGUCAUUUUUUUAAUGAAGCUAAAUCAGCAUACUAUAAAGCAGCAACAAGAUUACGUGAUAAAGGUUUAAAUUUACUCAAACAAGCUCGACGAGUUUAUGAAACAACACGUUAUGAUCCAAACACUGGACAACAUAAAGAAGAAUCUAAUGUAGAUGAUCUUGAUUAUACAUUUGAAGAUCGUCUUGAAGUAUUACUUCAACGAUUGAAAGAAUAUCAAACAAUCGAGCCUCGAUCAAAACAUGUCGCUAAUUUGAAAAAACAAAUAGCUCAAGUUCGUCGAACAAUAACCAAAAAUCUAUCAAAUUCAUCAUUAAAUAAUAAUAAUGAUGAAUCUAUUCUACAACGAACAACAUAUGAUGAAUCAAUGGAAACACUUUCAUCAUUAUCACCAAAUGUUUCAUCAUUAAACGUAACUAAAAAUCAAUCAGAAUUACUUGAUCUACAAUCCAUAUCUCAAAUUGAUAAAUCGAAACCAACAGAAUUAAAAAAUCAAUCAGAUGAAAGCAGUAGUGAAUAA